Molecule: messenger RNA, 1302 nt
Organism: Talaromyces stipitatus ATCC 10500
Lineage: Eukaryota; Fungi; Ascomycota; Eurotiomycetes; Eurotiales; Trichocomaceae
Product: glyceraldehyde 3-phosphate dehydrogenase GpdA
Exons: 10
Coding region: 80-1093 (337 amino acids)
Biological process (GO): glucose metabolic process
Molecular function (GO): NAD binding; NADP binding; oxidoreductase activity, acting on the aldehyde or oxo group of donors, NAD or NADP as acceptor
Source: RefSeq, a predicted model, not a curated record
ACAUCCAUCAAUUCCAGUUCAUAUCCAUCUACAUAUACCUGACUUUAUUAUUUCUCCCUAAACAACUAUCACCGCAAUCAUGGUUACCAAGGUCGGCAUCAACGGUUUCGGCCGUAUUGGACGUAUUGUCUUCCGUAACAUCAUCGAGCACGGUGAGGCCGAGGUCGUCGCUGUCAACGACCCCUUCAUUGAGACUCACUACGCUGCCUACAUGCUCAAGUAUGACACCCAGCACGGUCAGUUCAAGGGAACCAUCGAGGUUGAUGGCACCGACCUUGUCGUCAACGGCAAGCGCGUCAAGUUCUACCAGGAGCGUGACCCCGCCAACAUCAAGUGGUCCGAGACUGGUGCUGCUUACAUUGUCGAGUCCACCGGUGUCUUCACCACCACCGAGAAGGCCUCUGCUCACUUGAAGGGUGGCGCCAAGAAGGUCGUCAUCUCUGCUCCUUCCGCGGAUGCUCCUAUGUUCGUCAUGGGCGUCAACCACACCGAAUACAAGCCCGAGAACACCAUCAUCUCCAACGCUUCUUGCACCACCAACUGCUUGGCUCCCCUCGCCAAGAUCGUCAACGACAACUGGGGUCUCGUUGAGGGUCUCAUGACCACCGUCCACUCCUACACUGCCACCCAGAAGACCGUCGAUGGUCCUUCCGCUAAGGACUGGCGUGGUGGCCGUACUGCUGCUCAGAACAUCAUUCCUAGCAGCACUGGUGCCGCCAAGGCUGUUGGAAAGGUCAUUCCUUCCCUCAAUGGAAAGCUCACUGGAAUGUCCAUGCGUGUGCCUACUUCCAACGUCUCCGUUGUUGACUUGACCUGCCGCACUGAGAAGCCUGUUUCCUACGACGAGAUCAAGAAGGUCGUCAAGCAGUACUCUGAGGGAGAACUUAAGGGUAUUAUGGGCUACACUGAGGAUGACGUUGUCUCCUCCGACUUGAACGGCAACACCAACAGCUCCAUCUUCGAUGCCAAGGCUGGUAUUGCCCUUAACUCCAACUUCAUCAAGCUCGUCAGCUGGUACGACAACGAGUGGGGCUACUCUCGCCGUGUUGUUGACCUCAUUGUUUACAUCUCCAAGGUUGACGGCAACGCUUAGGAAUCAGCAGCCACUUUUCGAAGUGUGCUCUAGAUGCUGAAAUAUCCUCGACCACAUAGAGGAAACGAAACUUGUUCCAAUUUUGAUCGGAUAUCUGGAACGAGAAGUUAUGAAUUGGCAAAUUGAUGAUGUGCUCCGAAAAUUAGAACGAGACUGUUAUUAUCUCUCUUUCCAUGACAAUAAAUAGUUUAAUGAAUUGAUGUUAUUCC